Adineta steineri is the source of this 738-nucleotide messenger RNA. The record is from the annotation of a GenBank genome assembly. Lineage: Eukaryota; Metazoa; Rotifera; Eurotatoria; Adinetida; Adinetidae.
AUGUCGUGGAAUUCAGCGGAUUUUUUUAAUCCUUCGACAUAUAAUGGACCGACAUCUUAUGAACUUCAACAACAACAACAACAUCAACAGCAAUAUCCAAAUGGAAAUUUUAUACCAUCACCUUAUGAUUUUAAACCUCAGAUAAAUAUUUCUAGUCAUAAUAAUUACUUUUAUCAGCCAAAUGAAUAUGUCGCAUCAACUGUAGAUGAGAUUGAAAAUCAUGAACCACCUUUAUUAGAAGAAUUAGGUAUUAAUUUCGAGCAUAUAUUUAAAAAAACAAAAUUAGUUUUAAAUCCAUUUACAACACCGGAUUUAUCAAUUCUCGAUGAUGUUGAUCUCGCUGGUCCUCUUGUUUUUUGUCUUGCAUUUGCUUGUAGUCUAUUAUUAUUAGGUAAAAUUCAUUUCGGUUAUGUUUAUGGUAUUGUUACAUUAGGUACUUUCGGAAUGUAUACAUUAUUAAAUUUAAUGACAUCACCUGAUAAACCAUGUUCAGGUAUAUUUGUCACAAGUGUACUUGGUUAUUGUCUUUUACCAAUGGUUAUUCUUUCAUUUUCAUCAUUUUUAUUUAAAAUAAAUGGUUUUAUUGGUAUGAUCAUUUCAAUAGUUUUUAUUCUCUGGUCUUCAAUAUCAGCGUCAAAAAUUUUCUCAACAUCAUUAGCAAUGAUUGGACAACAAUUACUUGUUGCAUAUCCAUGUGCUUUAUUUUAUGGUGUUUUUGCUUUAUUAACAAUGUUUUAA